Molecule: messenger RNA, 863 nt
Organism: Lolium perenne
Lineage: Eukaryota; Viridiplantae; Streptophyta; Magnoliopsida; Poales; Poaceae
Product: non-specific lipid transfer protein GPI-anchored 16
Source: RefSeq, a predicted model, not a curated record
CGGCAUGAGACGUGACGGCGCGAUGGUGAGCGCGGCGGUGGUGGCCAUGGCCGUGCUGUUGCUGUCGUCGGUGGCGAUGUCGGUAUCGGGGCAGGCGGUGGCGACGUCGUGCACGGCGUCGCUGAUCAGCACGUUCACACCGUGCCUCAACUUCGUGACGGGGAGCACCAACGGCGGGGGCUCGCCGACGCAGCAGUGCUGCAGGGCGGUGGCCGGGGUGGUGCGCACCGCCGAGGACUGCGCGUGCCUCAUCCUCACCGGCAACGUGCCCUUCGGCCUCCCCAUCAACCGCACCCUCUCCAUCUCCCUCACCAGGAUCUGCAAAUCGCUCUCCGUCCCCCUCAAGUGCAGAGAUACAGCAGUACAAAUCCCAGCUGCAGGGCCUAUUGCGUUUGCUCCGGCACUUCCCCCUCUGCCACCGUUGCCCCCGGUAUCAUCGGUCGAUCCGCCAGCGACGUCGCCGGCGGCGGAGGUGGACGUGCCCCCGAUCACACAGAGCCAGAGGCCGGUGGUGGUGCCCAGCUCGGCCUGGACGAGCGCCCGUGCGCUCUCGGCGCCUGCAUCCGUUGUGCUGAUUGUCGUUUCAUCCGUUCUUGUUUUGAUCACAUAGGUUGCAAUCGCCAUGCCAUGUGGACUUGUUACCUAGUAGAAUGCCUGCGCUCCAUGCCUCCAAGUCAUCUCUCAGUAUGAUUACACAAUGGCCCCUUUUUGUGUUGAUGGCUUAGGCAGCUUUGAGUUCACCGUGUAAACCAUUUUUCCUAUGUGGAUUAACAUGAUGUGUUCUUGAAUUAUGCCAGUGGAUGGAUCUGUUGAUGCAUCUCACUGAGCAGAUAGAUAUACUAUAUGUUUACUUUUUUCUGUAA